UCGGCUUUUAACUUACGUGUUAUGUUUAUCGUUUUAUUUAUAAAACCAUCUAUUACACCAACUUAAAAUGAAAAUUCUAUACAUUUUAUUUAUUUUGUGGCAUAUUGCUUACUGUGAUGAGCAUACACAUACAUAUAAAGAUGGAGAACAAGUGGUGCUAUGGAUGAACACCGUGGGCCCAUACCACAAUCGCCAAGAAACGUACGCAUAUUUUUCCCUUCCUUUCUGUGCGGGAACGAAAGUAACCAUUGGUCAUUACCAUGAGACUUUAUCUGAAGCUCUUCAAGGCGUUGAAUUAGAACUAAGUGGCUUAGACAUUACAUUCAAAGAUAAUGUUCCAGCGCAACAAUUUUGUGCUAUUGAACUCGACGAACAGUCAUACAAAGCAUUGGUGUAUGCCGUUAAAAAUCACUACUGGUACCAAAUGUAUGUCGAUGACCUACCAAUAUGGGGUAUUGUUGGAGAAAUAGAUGGUGAUAAUCACUAUAUUUGGACCCAUAAAAAAUUCGAUAUUGGUUAUAAUGGAAAUAGAAUUGUGGAAGUAAACCUCACAGCUGAAAAUAAAGAACGACUAGUGCUUAAUGCGAAAAUUCCUUUCACUUAUGAAGUUAAUUGGAAGAAGAGCAACAUUAGGUUUGAAGACAGAUUUGACAAAUAUCUGGACCCUAACUUUUUUCAGCACAGGAUCCAUUGGUUUAGUAUUUUCAAUAGUUUCAUGAUGGUAAUAUUUUUAGUAGGCCUUGUAUCAAUGAUUCUUAUGAGGACACUCCGUAAAGAUUAUGCAAGGUACUCUAAAGAUGAUGAUCUUGAUGAUUUAGAAAAAGAUUUAGGUGACGAGUAUGGUUGGAAGCAGGUGCAUGGAGAUGUAUUUAGGCCUGUUCCACAUUUGGCCUUAUUUUCUGCUCUUGUGGGAGCGGGGCAUCAGCUUACUGUAGUUACAUUAGCUGUUAUUAUUUUUACUAUUUUUGGGGAGCUCUAUACAGAAAGAGGUUCUUUGCUAUCAACGGCUAUUUUCAUAUAUGCUGCUACUUCUCCUAUUAAUGGUUAUUUUGGUGGGUCUCUGUAUGCAAGAAUGGGUGGAAGAUUAUGGAUCAAACAGAUGUUGCUCUCUGCAUUUUUGUUACCUGUACUAGUAUGUGGUACAGCAUUCUUUAUAAAUUUCAUAGCUAUGUAUUACCAUGCAUCACGAGCCAUACCUUUCGGUAGUAUGAUUGCGGUAAUGUCAAUUUGCACUUUUGUGAUCUUACCACUCACCUUAGUCGGAACAGUCCUUGGACGUAAUUUGGCAGGUCAGCCAGAUUACCCAUGCCGUAUUAAUGCUGUCCCUAGACCUAUUCCAGAGAAGAAAUGGUUUAUGGAACCUUUUAUAAUAAUCAUAAUGGGUGGUAUUUUACCCUUUGGUUCAAUUUUCAUUGAGAUGUACUUUAUCUUCACAUCAUUUUGGGCAUAUAAAAUUUAUUAUGUAUAUGGUUUUAUGUUAUUGGUAUUCUUAAUUCUCAUGAUUGUGACUGUGUGUGUAACAAUAGUUUGUACUUACUUCCUGUUGAAUGCAGAAGAUUAUCGUUGGCAGUGGACUAGUUUUCUCUCUGCAGGUAGCACUGCACUGUAUGUUUAUCUGUAUUCAUUUUACUAUUUCAUAUUCAAAACCAAAAUGUAUGGGCUAUUUCAAACAACUUUCUACUUUGGCUACAUGGCUUUGUUCAGUUUGACUUUGGGAAUAAUUUGUGGUACAGUUGGUUACUUAGGAACAAGUAUAUUUGUUAGGAAAAUAUAUUCAACUGUUAAAAUUGACUGAAUAUCGGAAAGAAUAAAAAUUAACAAUUAUAUUCUCAUGUGUUUUUGUCAAAAUGAGUUGCUAACUUGAGUGGUGAUAACCAACAAGAUAUUUAAUCAAACCAUUAACAUAUAUUACAGACAUACUAUUUGAAGAAAAACACAGUCCCUGGACAAUUUUAUUGUUUCAAAAUGUAAUUUAA
This is a messenger RNA of Nymphalis io (European peacock), 1976 nucleotides long. It is a transcript of the gene TM9SF3, whose product is annotated as transmembrane 9 superfamily member 3. The transcript has a single exon. Bases 68 to 1795 code for a protein of 575 amino acids. Lineage: Eukaryota; Metazoa; Arthropoda; Insecta; Lepidoptera; Nymphalidae. Gene Ontology annotation, cellular component: membrane. Gene Ontology annotation, biological process: protein localization to membrane. The record is from RefSeq and is a predicted model, not a curated record.